Suncus etruscus (white-toothed pygmy shrew) is the source of this 1700-nucleotide messenger RNA. RefSeq names its product grainyhead like transcription factor 3 (gene GRHL3). The transcript is spliced from 15 exons. The record is from RefSeq and is a predicted model, not a curated record. The coding region runs from base 16 to 1686 and encodes 556 amino acids. Gene Ontology annotation, molecular function: RNA polymerase II cis-regulatory region sequence-specific DNA binding; DNA-binding transcription activator activity, RNA polymerase II-specific. Lineage: Eukaryota; Metazoa; Chordata; Mammalia; Eulipotyphla; Soricidae. Gene Ontology annotation, biological process: regulation of transcription by RNA polymerase II. Gene Ontology annotation, cellular component: nucleus.
GCUGCCACAAAGGCCAUGAUGAGAGUCAAUGGGGAUGAUGACAGCGUUGCAGCCCUGAGCUUCCUCUAUGAUUACUACAUGGGGCCAAAGGAGAAGCGGAUCUUGUCCUCCAGCACAGGAGGCCGGAACGACCAAGGAAAGAGGUACUACCAUGGUAUGGACUGUGAGAUGGACCUUUCUCCGCUUGAAAGUCCCACACACCUUAUGAAAUUCCUGACAGAGAACGUGUCUGUCACACCAGAGUACCCAGAUGUGCUCAAGAAGAAUAACCUGAUGAGUUUGGAGGGGACUGUGCCCCCUCAGGCCAAGGCAGCUCCCCUCCCACCUGGUCCCAGCAAGCUGGAAGCUGGUUCUGUGGACAGUUACCUGCUGCCCACCAGUGAUGUCUAUGACAAUGGCUCCCUCAACUCCUUGUUUGAGAGUAUUCAUGCAGUGCCACCCACACAGCGCUGGCAGCCAGAUAGCACCUUCAAAGAUGACUCACAAGAGUCACUGCUCUUCCCAGAUAUCUUGAAAGCAUCUCCAGAACCCCCAUGCCAAGAGGACUAUCCCAGCCCCAAGAGUGAUUUCGAGUACACCCUGGGCUCCCCCAAAGCCAUCCACAUCAAAUCCGGGGAGUCACCCAUGGCCUACCUCAACAAGGGCCAAUUCUAUCCUGUCACCCUGCGCACCCCAACAGGUGGAAAAGGCCUGGCUUUGUCCUCCAACAAAGUCAAGAGUGUGGUGAUGGUCGUCUUCGACAAUGAGAAGGUCCCCGUAGAGCAACUGCGUUUCUGGAAGCAUUGGCAUUCCCGGCAACCCACUGCCAAGCAGAGGGUCAUUGAUGUGGCGGACUGCAAAGAGAACUUUAACACUGUGCAGCACAUUGAGGAGGUGGCCUACAAUGCUCUGUCUUUUGUGUGGAAUGUCAAUGAAGAGGCCAAGGUGUUCAUUGGUGUCAACUGUCUUAGCACAGACUUCUCCUCACAGAAGGGGGUGAAAGGUGUCCCCCUCAACCUGCAGAUUGACACCUAUGACUGUGGCUCAGGCACUGAGCGCCUGGUGCACCGUGCCGUCUGCCAGAUCAAGAUCUUCUGUGAUAAGGGAGCUGAGAGGAAGAUGCGAGAUGAUGAGCGGAAGCAAUUUCGAAGGAAGGUCAAGUGUCCAGACUCCAGCAGCAGUGGCAUCAAGGGCUGCCUGCUGUCGGGCUUCAGGGGCAAUGAGACAACCUAUCUGCGGCCAGAAGCAGAUCUCGAGACCCCCCCAGUUCUGUUCAUCCCCAAUGUGCAUUUCUCCAGCCUUCAGCGUCCUGGAGGGGUGGUGCCUGCAGCAGGACCUGGCAGCUCCAACAGGCUGCCGCUGAAGCGUACCUGUUCCCCCUUUGCUGAGGAAUUUGAGCCUCUGCCCUCCAAACAGGCCAAGGAAGAUGAUCUCCAGAGAGUUCUGUUGUAUGUGCGAAGGGAGACCGAGGAGGUGUUUGAUGCCCUUAUGUUGAAGACCCCAGACCUGAAGGGGCUGAGAAAUGCGAUCUCUGAGAAGUAUGGCUUUCCUGAAGAGAACAUUUACAGAGUUUACAAGAGAUGCAAGAGGGGAAUCCUGGUCAACAUGGACAACAACAUUAUUCAGCAUUAUAGCAAUCACGUAGCAUUCCUGCUGGACAUGGGGGAGCUUGAUGGCAAAAUUCAGAUCAUUCUUAAAGAGCUGUAGGUCCAAGUGUCCAU